Molecule: messenger RNA, 1872 nt
Organism: Cuscuta epithymum
Lineage: Eukaryota; Viridiplantae; Streptophyta; Magnoliopsida; Solanales; Convolvulaceae
Source: the annotation of a GenBank genome assembly
UAUCCCUCAAUACCAUAUCCAAAUGGAUAUAUCACGGAACAACUAGGAAAUAGGCUUAUUUAUGCAGAACGUGAUUAUGAUACAUCCAAGUUGCGUGAGGAGUUCCAAACUUUGUAUGCUUCUCUUACAGAUGAACAAAAAGGCAUAUUUGACACAAUAAUGGAAGCUGUGACUAACCAAAAAGGCGGGGUAUACUUUUUAUAUGGUUAUGGUGGUACAGGGAAAACCUUUAUGUGGAGGACAUUAGCUUCUGCCUUACGUUCUCAGCGUCAUAUUGUUUUAACUGUUGCAUCCAGUGGUAUUGCUUCUCUACUCUUACCUGGCGGUAGAACUGCACACUCUAAAUUUUCAAUCCCAGUUCCGACUCUAGAGAACUCUACAUGCAAUAUACAUCAAGGGAGUGAACUUGCAGAGCUUUUAAAACAAACUAAGUUGAUAAUUUGGGAUGAAGCAACAAUGGCUAAUAGAUUUUGUUUUGAAGCACUAGACAGAAGCCUAAAUGACAUCAUCAACAAUGAUGGUGAUUCUAUUUCACCAUUCGGAGGAAGAGUGAUUGUCUUUGGAGGAGACUUCAGACAAACUUUACCAGUUAUUCCUGGAGGAAGCCGUUCAGACAUUGUUAAUGCUACAAUCAAUUCUUCAUAUCUAUGGGAUGACUGUCAGGUAUUGUCUCUUACUAAAAAUAUGCGACUCCAAAAAAAUUUGGAUAUGACAAGUGCUACUGAGCUCAAAGAAUUUUCAAAAUGGAUAUUGGAUGUGGGAGAUGGAAAAAUAUCAGAGCCAAACGAUGGUUAUGCAGAAAUAAAGAUUCCAGAUGAAUUCUUGAUUAAAGAAUUUGAUGAUCCAAUAGAUGCAAUAGUCCGUAGCACAUAUCCGAACUUGCUGGAGCAAUACAAAAAUGAGGAAUUUCUUAAGUCUAGAGCUGUCUUGGCAUCAACUAUUGAAAUUGUCGAUAAAAUUAACGACUAUGUUCUUUCAACGCUCCCAGGUGAAGAAAGAGAAUAUUUAAGUUGCGAUUCUGUAGACAAGUCGGAUGUAGUUGAAGCAGAAGCAUUUGAAGCGUUGACACCAGAGUUUCUCAAUUCCUUGAGAACAUCAGGUCUCCCAAAUCACAACAUACGACUUAAGGUUGGAACUCCAGUAAUGUUGCUAAGAAAUAUAGACCAGUCAGAAGGACUAUGUAAUGGAACUAGAUUGAUUGUCACAAGACUGGGAAAUCAUGUCAUUGGAGCAAGAAUCAUGUCUGAAGGCAAUGAUGGAGAUGAGAUUUACAUACCUCGAAUGUGUAUGUCUCCUUCUCAAUCACCAUGGCCUUUUAAACUUAUAAGAAGACAAUUUCCUAUAAUGGUCUCAUAUGCGAUGACAAUCAAUAAAUCUCAAGGACAGUCACUGGAAAGAGUUGGAUUAUACUUGCCUAGACCUGUUUUUAGUCAUGGACAAUUGUAUGUGGCAUUGUCAAGAGUUCAGAGCAAACAUGGAUUGAAGAUUUUAAUACAUGAUAGGGAUGGAAAAUCAUUAGACACUACUACGAAUGUUGUAUUCAAAGAGGUUUUCCAAAAUCUUUAACACGUAAGUUUAAUAUUUUAUUUAAUAUUUAUUUUAUUAACUUACACUUUAUGAUAUUGACAUGUUGUUCUUGCUUUUAAGAAGAAAUGCAGUUUUUUGAAAUUCUUUUCUUCUCCAAUUAAUUAGAUCAUGAUUGCAAGUAUAUCCAUCGAUUAUUUUCCCGUGCGUAUGCACGGGUACUAUACUAGUUGAGGUAUAUACAAGAAUUAAAAAAACAUCUUAUGUUAAUUACAGGGAAAAUUACUAUUAGCCCCUGAAGUUAUGUCAUAAUUAUUAAAUAAUUCAAUCGUACACUUUCAAAAAUCG